UGAAAAGUACUUAUCUUUUUUCUACAAAUUUCUUCUCAUAACUAGUAAUAUAAAAUUAUUAUCUAAAAAUUAAAUGGCCGGCAAGAGAAUUAUUCCUACCUUUCUUCCCAAUAUAAAUUAUAUAUAUAAACUAUUAUUACUGUACCAAAAUAUCAAUACCAAAAAUCAUAUCAUGAAGUUCUCCAACAUUUCAAGGUCUAAAAUACUAUUACUAUUACUCUCUUAUAAUAUACUUACCAAUAAUAAUAUUAUUGCUUCUUCUUCUUCAAAUUCUUCUCUAAAAAACAAUAAUUUCUUCACAAAAAUUCCGAGACUAAGUCCCACCGGAGAUAGGUUGUUCCUCCACAACCCCGAAACCCUAAUUUCGGGGGCUUCAAUUUUCGAUGAUUUUGAAACGUUUUUCUACAACCAAACAUUGGAUCAUUUCAAUUAUAGGCCAGAAAGUUACUCAACUUUUGAACAAAGGUAUUUGGUGAAUUCCAAAUUUUGGAAUAACAAUAAUAAAUUAGGUCCAAUAUUUGCUUAUCUUGGAGCUGAAGAGCCUAUUGAUCAAGAUAUCCCAACUAUUGGCUUCCUCACUGAUAAUGCUCCUUCCUUUAAAGCUCUCAUAGUUUUCAUUGAGCAUAGAUAUUAUGGGAAAUCAAUACCAUUUGGAUCAAGAGAAGAGGCAGUACUAAGCAAUGCAAGCACAUUGGGUUACUUUAACUCAGCUCAAGCCCUAACUGAUUAUGCUAAUAUUCUUCUUCAUAUCAAAUCAACAUAUCAAGCUCCUAAUUCUCCAAUCAUUGUCAUUGGUGGAUCAUAUGGUGGAAUGUUAGCAUCAUGGUUUAGAUUGAAGUAUCCACACAUAGCACUUGGAGCAUUGGCAUCAUCAGCUCCAAUACUUUACUUUGAUGAUAUCACACCACAAAAUGGAUACUACUCAAUUGUCACUAAAGAUUUCAGAGAAGCUAGUGAGAAUUGCUAUGAAACCAUACUAAAGUCAUGGUCCCAAAUUGAUAAAGUUGCAGCUUUGCCUAAUGGCCUUUCAAUACUUACCAACAAAUUCAAAACUUGCAGUCCAUUGAAGAAUUCUUCAGAAUUAAAGGAUUAUUUUGGGACAAUAUAUGCAACAGCAGCACAAUACAAUAGUCCACCAAAAUAUCCAGUGAAUAUAAUAUGUGAAGCCAUUGAUCAUAAUCAUCAUAAUGAUGAUGACAUACUUGAUAAGAUCUUCUCAGGCCUUUCUGCUUAUGAUCCUAACAAAACUUGUUAUGUCAAUCCACCAAAAAUUCCUACUGAAACUGAUCAGGGUUGGAAAUGGCAGACAUGUAGUGAGAUGGUGAUACCCAUAGGCAUUGAGAAUGAUACAAUGUUUGAAGCUUACCCAUUCAAAGUAGAAGAUUUCAUUAAGGAUUGCAAAGACUCUUAUGGGGUCCCACCUCGUCCUCAUUGGGUCACUUCAUACUAUGGAGGUCAUGAUAUUAAGCUUAUACUAAAUAGAUUUGGCAGCAACAUAAUUUUCUCCAAUGGCCUCAGAGACCCUUAUAGUAGUGGAGGGGUUUUGGAAAACAUAUCAGAUAGCAUUUUGGCCAUCAAAACAACCAACGGAUCUCAUUGCUUGGAUAUUCUUGGAAGAAAAUCAAGUGAUCCAGAUUGGUUAGUAGAGCAAAGGAAGAUUGAAAUCAACAUCAUCACUAAAUGGAUUACUCAAUACUAUGCUGAUCUUACAUCAUUAAAAAUAAUAUAAUUAUAAUAUAUUUAUAUAUAUAUUUUGUAUGGUGCUCAAGACUUAAGUCUUUUAGUAUUAAUAUUUAUUAAAUUACUCUAAUCUAAAACUCAAAUAUAUAAUAAUUACAAAUAAUUUUUCAUUA
Messenger RNA from Cannabis sativa, 1853 nucleotides. RefSeq lists its product as uncharacterized. Gene Ontology annotation, molecular function: dipeptidyl-peptidase activity; serine-type exopeptidase activity. Bases 74 to 1729 code for a protein of 551 amino acids. Lineage: Eukaryota; Viridiplantae; Streptophyta; Magnoliopsida; Rosales; Cannabaceae. Gene Ontology annotation, biological process: proteolysis. The record is from RefSeq and is a predicted model, not a curated record. The transcript has 9 exons.